Dicrocoelium dendriticum is the source of this 330-nucleotide messenger RNA. The record is from the annotation of a GenBank genome assembly. NCBI's taxonomy places the organism in Eukaryota, Metazoa, Platyhelminthes, Trematoda, Plagiorchiida, Dicrocoeliidae.
AUGCCUGCGACUGCUGACCAGCUCCUUCGUAUCUAUGCUAUUCAGAAGAUGAAGGAGCACACUAUACCUCUACCACCGCAUCUGACGACACUAUCUUUCGACGAACAAUACCUAGUGUUCAAGUCGGAUCAGAAAAAGUUUACCUUUCCAAUGUCGUACCCACACUGGAUCCAGUCUGAAAAACUUCGACAUUACAAUCCUACUGUUUACGAUACUUGGCUGCAAUCCUGUACCACAACCAAAUACUUUCAACCAGUACCACCGAUUAACUUACCAUCUACAUCUCGUAAACGUCAAGCGUCACCUGAACCUCAACCAGAACCAAAGUAG